This is a messenger RNA of Vicia faba (fava bean), 1227 nucleotides long. The record is from the annotation of a GenBank genome assembly. NCBI's taxonomy places the organism in Eukaryota, Viridiplantae, Streptophyta, Magnoliopsida, Fabales, Fabaceae.
AUGUAUUAUCUUCCUUUUAUCACUCUUUUCUACUUCUUCCUUUCAUUUCUUCCUCUUUUAGCUUCUUCUACAUUACUCUUUCAGGGAUUCAACUGGGAAUCAAGUAACAAAGGUGGAUGGUACAACUCUUUGAAGAACACAAUUCCUGACUUAGCUGAUGCCGGAAUUACACAUGUUUGGCUCCCUCCUCCAUCUCAAAGUGUUGGACCUCAAGGGUAUCUUCCUGGAAGACUAUAUGAUCUUGAUGCAUCAAAAUAUGGAUCAAAAGAUGAACUAAAGUCACUAAUUGCGGCUCUCAAUGAUAAAGGAAUCAAAUCUGUGGCUGACAUAGUCAUCAACCAUAGAACAGCAGAGAGAAAAGAUGAUAGAGGAAUUUAUUGCAUCUUUGAAGGUGGAACUCAAGAUUCAAAGCUUGAUUGGGGUCCAUCUUUCAUAUGCAAAGGUGACACAACUUAUUCUGAUGGCAAAGGAAACGAUGAUACCGGAGAGGACUAUCAAGCUGCACCUGACAUUGAUCAUCUCAAUCCACAAGUACAAAGAGAGUUAUCCGAAUGGAUGAACUGGCUCAAAACCGAAAUUGGAUUUUCCGGUUGGAGAUUCGAUUUCGUCAAAGGUUAUGCUCCUAGUAUAACUAAAAUUUACGUGGAGAACACUAAACCAGAUUUUGCAGUUGGAGAGUAUUUUGAUGCAGAUAGAGGCAAACUUGCUAGCUGGGUUGAAGGUGCUGGUGGCGGUGUUGUUAGCGCAUUCGAUUUCUCCACCAAAGGAAUUCUUCAAGAUGCUGUACAAGGUGAACUGGGGAGGUUGAAAGACUCAAACGGAAAACCACCUGGAUUGAUCGGUAUAAAACCCGAAAACAGUGUAACAUUUAUUGAUAAUCAUGAUACAGGUUCAACUCAGAGACUUUGGCCAUUUCCUUCUGAUAAAGUAAUGCAGGGUUAUGCAUAUAUUCUAACUCAUCCAGGAACACCAUCAAUAUUCUAUGAUCACUUCAUUGAUUGGGGUUUGAAGGUUGAGAUAACAAAAUUAGCUGCAAUAAGACAGAAGAAUGGGAUAAACAUGAAAAGCAGUGUGAACAUUCUAGCAGCUGAUGGUGACCUUUAUAUAGCAAAGAUAGACAACAAGGUUAUUGUAAAGAUAGGACCAAAGAUGGACCUUGGAAAUCUUGUUCCGUCAAAUUUCCAUGUUGUUGCUUCUGGCAAAGACUAUGCUGUUUGGAAUGAAUAA